AUGCCAGGUACCGGCCAUUCCGUCAAGGAUGCAGCGCAAACGCCAACCGACUCGCCAUCAAGCUCCUCGAAACCAUACUCAUGCGUAGUAUGCCACAAGAGAAAAGUCAAAUGCGACCGGGAAGAGCCAUGCGCGAAUUGCGCGAAAGCCGAAGUCGAGUGCAUCUAUCGUCCUCCGCCGACGCCGCGCCGUCGGAAACGAGAGCGCGAUCGGGACGACAACGCGUCUCAAAGCCGCGGAAAGUCGCGUCGUCAGAGCGGAGACGAGUUGGCACAUGUUCAUGACGAUGAGUGCACGUCGUCACCUCGCGUGCGUGGGGAGAGCGUUCCUUCUGGAAAAAAACCGGGCUCGGGAAAGUUGAUUAUCAAAGAUGGCAACUCCUUCUUCAUUGACAAUGUUCUGUGGACAAGUGUCAGCCAUGAGCUCGCGGAUGCAACAGAUAUGAUAAAUGAUGCACCAGAAGCUGGGGGUGAGAAUGUAUCGGACGACGGUGAAGAUGAGGCCACAAUGCUUUUAUGCGCCGGAACUAAACAAAGCCUUUCGGAGCUCCACCCGAAUUCGUUGCAUAUCUUCAAGUUGUGGCAGACCUUCUUGGAAAACGUCAACCCUCUGACCAAGAUCCUGCAUGCCCCGACCGUCCAGCCAAAAAUCCUGGAAGCGAUGAGCGACCUACCAAAAGCAAGUAGAGAGCUUGAGGCACUGCUGUUCUCCAUCUAUUGCAUAUCAUUGGUAUCCUUACAGGCAACGGAAGUUGAGAAAUCGUUCGGAGAAGGCAAACGGAAGCUGUUAUCUCGAUGCCGAAGAGGCGCUCAGAAUGCAUUCAGGAACGUCUCACUUCUUCGAACGUCGAAUACAAUGGUACUUCAGGCAUUCAUGCUAUAUUUGCUAUCAAUGCGCGGAUUCUCAGACCCGCAUACAAUCUGGACCCUCAAUGGCAUUGCUCUACGCAUCGCCCAGAGAAUCGGCAUCCACCGCGACGGUUCCGGGUAUGGACUUUCAGUCUUCGAGACCGAGAUGAGACGUCGGAUAUGGUUUCAACUCAUUAUCAUUGAUGCGACAUCUGCUCAAUUCUGCGGCGUGGCCACUGGCCCAAUGCUGGCGAGUGCGGAUACCCGACUCCCGACAAACGUGAACGACAGCGACCUUGAUCCGCACAUGACUGAACCGGUCGGCGAGAAAGAAGGCGCGACUGAGAUGAUCUUCGCCCUCGCGCGGAGCGAAUUUGGGAAAUGGCUUCGGCGUUGGAGUAAACUGUCCGGAGAAUCUCAUUCACCCUGGGCAUUCAUUUCAUCGUCUGCCAUGUCGCUGCGCCAAAAAGAUGACGCUAUCGAUGAAUUUGAAAGUACUGUGCAGGAAAAGUUCCUUCGUUUCUGCGACCCGUCUAUUCCGCUGCACCUGGCUACUAUCAUGAUGGCGCGCUCGGCUGUUCACUACGCGCGAUUGAUGGCGCAUCACCCUCGCCAGUAUCAAGAUCCGAAUCGUCGGAUUCCGCAGGAAGAGAAGGACAUUAUCUUUGAAAAUUGUCUGAAGAUGGCGGAAUACGCCCACCAGGCCCAAACUAGCCCGAAAGUCCAACGAUUCAUCUGGCACAUGGUUAACCAUAUGCCCUGGGACGCCAUGAUCUUCAUGCUCUCCGAGAUGCGGCAUCGAACCGAUUCAGACGAGAAGAGUAAGGUCUGGCAUAUCAUUGGAGAUAUUUAUGCACGACACCUUCGACAAAUGACCAAAACUGCCCACAUGCCCCUUCAUAACGCCCUUCAGACCUUGAUUGUCAAGGCCUGGAAGGCAUACAUCGACGACUGCACCACUCACAACCGAAUCCCAACCUCUUGUCCCACCAUUGUGGCAACGUUGCUAGAAACCGCAAACGGUUCCACAGAACAACCCUCGAACUUCGAAGGUUCCAGGGUGGCCGAGCCCAGUGAACAAGCUCCCAUGGAGUUACCCAGUCAAGGUGUCAGUGCCGAAUACUUCGGGGCUGGCGCCGAGGACGUCAGCUAUUUGCUAGAGGACAGUCCCAACUGGGAUGAAUGGGACAACCUUCUCAACCAGUUCCAAGAAUCGCUCGUGGAUGAUAUGACUCUUAUGCCAAGUUCCUAA
Messenger RNA from Penicillium argentinense, 2100 nucleotides. Its product is annotated as Zn(II)2Cys6 transcription factor. Gene Ontology annotation, biological process: DNA-templated transcription; regulation of DNA-templated transcription. NCBI's taxonomy places the organism in Eukaryota, Fungi, Ascomycota, Eurotiomycetes, Eurotiales, Aspergillaceae. The transcript is spliced from 4 exons. The coding region runs from base 1 to 2100 and encodes 699 amino acids. The record is from RefSeq and is a predicted model, not a curated record. Gene Ontology annotation, molecular function: DNA-binding transcription factor activity, RNA polymerase II-specific; DNA binding; zinc ion binding.